UAAAUGUGGUAGCGAAAUUUCAGAACGCAACCCUAUCAUCUAUCUCUCUCUAACUCAUUUAACUUUCCAUCUUCCGUCUCACGCGUCGCGUUGUGCGGUUGGCUGCCUUCAGUAGCGCGUACGCACGCUCCGGUGAUGCGCGUUUUGUAUUUCGAACGAAUUUUGCGCGUGUUUUUUUAAAAGUUAUUUUAUUUGCUAGUAUUCUUGUGCACUGAUGCGAUUGUGACAUUUGGAUUACAGUGAUCGGAUAUUUUGGAUAAGUGAGCAAACAAUAGAGUGCCAAAAUGUCGGCAACAGCGACAAGACACGUGAAAGCUUCCAACUCUGCGAACAUUCUCAUGUGCAAACAAUGGUGGAAGGUCUGCUGGAUGCACGGAGACCAGGAGAAGUACUACAGACAACUCUACGGCAGAAGAAAAAUGAACAACAUGAACAGAAACUUCAUUAACUUCGACUUAAACGACGACAAAAGACCAGGAGCGCAAAUAACAGAACUAACUGAUGAUUUUUUUGAAGACACUACACAAGAACCGGCUCCAGAUGAAGUUGAUAAUGCUACUGAUAUAAAUAAAGUAGAAUAUAGCUUUGGAGUAGAAUCCGAACCAAUUUACGGAGUAAAAACGUGGCAGAAAGACCAAAGACGACAACCUAUACAGCAUAAUUACGAAGUAGAUUUAGAUAGCAUUAUAAGUACAAAUCUGAAUUCUAGUAGUAUCAAAAGUAUGUUAGAGAACGGUCUACCUCAAACGCAAAUUUUAGAUUCAAACGAACAGAUUAUAAAAAACGGUAAUGUAGUUGGGAAGAGUUCUAAAGUUGUUUCGAAAACGAAAAGGGGGGCGAUUGUAACGGAAAGUACUGAGGUGUCUACAGACGGGAGGACGACGGCGAAUUUGAAGUUUGAGAGGUCGACGGUGAAGUGUGGGCCAAAUAAGGUGAAGGAGGUGUUGCAGCCGCUGCAGGAGGAUUCAGUGUUGGCGGAGUGUGAGAGGAGGAAGUGUGUGGGGGACCGGCUGACCACGAGGACCACGACGCUGGUGACGGUGUCGCAGACCAGCGUGACCAGCUGCAAUGAACCCGUCUGCCGCAACUGCGUGAUCUCACCGACCGGCUCGCCGCCCCCCCUGGACCCCACCCCUCCCCCACCAGCCCCUUCGUCCCCCUCCCCCCAGCCGAGCCACUCCAGCCAAUCCCCGCACUCGUACCCGAGGAGGUAUCCUGAAUACGGGCAAGGCCACUCGAUGCCACAGUCGCCGCCGGCGAUGUCGUUGUCACCACAUCCAGUGCCCCAGGGCAAGUUUAGAGGACUUCUGGAACAUGCUGAAAGGUUAAUGAAGCCAGGCGAUGCGCACAGGCACUCCCAGAGCGACGACGACUCGGGAUGCGCGCUAGAGGAGUACACCUGGGUCCCGCCGGGCUUGAGGCCAGAACAGGUCCACCUGUACUUCUCGGCUCUUCCAGAAGACAAGGUCCCGUACGUGAACAGCGUGGGAGAGCGGUACCGUCUCAAACAGCUAUUACAGCAGCUGCCUCCACAGGACAAUGAGGUCCGCUACUGCCACGCGCUCUCCGACGAAGAACGGAAGGAACUCCGGCUGUUCAGCGCGCAGAGGAAAAGAGAGGCACUCGGGCGAGGGCAAGCGAGACAGCUGCAUGCGCCGGCGCCGUGCGAGCGGUGCGAGGAGGGCAUGUCCGCCGGCGACAUGUGCGUGUCGGCCGCCCGCGCCGGCCCCGCCGCCCGCUGGCACCCCGCCUGCUUCGUCUGCUCCUCCUGCCAGGAGUUGCUCGUCGACCUGGUGUACUUCUGGAAGGACGGGCGGCUGUACUGCGGAAGACAUCACGCUGAGACGCUCAAGCCACGCUGCUCGGCGUGUGACGAGAUAAUCCUCGCGGACGAAUGCACGGAAGCGGAAGGCCGAGCGUGGCACAUGAAGCACUUUGCCUGCGCCGAGUGCGCGCGCCAGCUCGGCGGCCAGCGGUACAUCAUGCGCGAGGCGCGCCCGUACUGCUUGCCUUGCUUCGACGGAUGCUUCGCCGAGUACUGCGACGCCUGCGGAGAGCCGGUCGGGGUGGACCAGGGGCAGAUGUCGCAUGAGGGACAACAUUGGCACGCUACUGAACGCUGCUUCGCGUGUCAUACUUGUCGGGCCAGCUUGCUAGGUCGUCCAUUCCUACCCCGGAAAGGAGCAAUAUUCUGCUCCAUAGCGUGCUCAAAGGGCGAGCCACCAACGCCCUCCGACUCCUCAGGCCCCGGCCCGCGGCCCCCGCGCGGGGCCCGCCCCCGAAGACCACCGUCUCCCAAAUCCCCGCCUGUUACACCGCAGCGAGAACCCUCACCACACAUAGACGCGGAUUCAGAACCCAGUGGGUCCUUAGCACCAGAAACACCGCCUCCGCACCCUCCGCCGCCGCACGCUUGCCUCAGCCUCGACAGGGCUCUAGCUGAUCUGCGUCUAGAACAAUCUAUGACCGAACACCAGAUCCAACCCACACCUACGUCUGUAGAUCCACAAGAGGAUUCACCAGAAGAUUGGAGACCGCCGCAUCCUGUGGACGCGCAAGUUGUCAACCCUGGGCACUCUUCUUCAAUGCCUGAACUUACGUUAGUAGACGGUAACUCCCCACGGAAACCUAGAGGAGGAAGAACUGUAAGGUUUUGCGGUGAUGAUAACCAAGCGUUUGAGCCUGACGAGCCUGCAAGAAAAGAGAAAGUAAGAGACGAUGACGCGAGCAGUUACUGCAGUACAUGCUCCUCGUCUUCUUCGUCGGCCGAGUCUUAUACUUUACCGACGAGACGAGCUUACGGUGGUGUAAGGAUCUCCUACGUGCCCAAUGACGCCGUGGCCUGUGCCAAGAGAGAGAGACAGAGAAAGAAUGCGCAAAACGAUAAGAACUGCAUCAUCUCGUGAUCCUGGACCUUCCUCACGCAUCCUCCGAUCGAAAGACUGACUUUUUGAUAGUUUUAUCCCACGCCAUAGUUAAGGAGAAUUGUAAACAAUGUAAUAGAAACUAGACCUCGGCUACGGAAGAACGCUACCAUAAU
Cydia amplana is the source of this 3040-nucleotide messenger RNA. RefSeq names its product protein prickle (gene esn). Gene Ontology annotation, molecular function: zinc ion binding. The coding region runs from base 285 to 2906 and encodes 873 amino acids. The record is from RefSeq and is a predicted model, not a curated record. The transcript is spliced from 9 exons. NCBI's taxonomy places the organism in Eukaryota, Metazoa, Arthropoda, Insecta, Lepidoptera, Tortricidae.